This is a messenger RNA of Ceratotherium simum simum (southern white rhinoceros), 2503 nucleotides long. It is a transcript of the gene CFAP20DC, whose product is annotated as CFAP20 domain containing. Lineage: Eukaryota; Metazoa; Chordata; Mammalia; Perissodactyla; Rhinocerotidae. The record is from RefSeq and is a predicted model, not a curated record.
GCGGGCGGUUGUUGGUGGCUCCGUGGCAGGGCGCCCCGUUACGUAGGUUACGCGCACAAUCACUGCCCCGGGGCCGCCCGGAGCCCGCCAAGGCAGCUGCGCCCUCCCAGACCCGGGCACCCCGGAGGCGGGGGCCGCGAUGGUGCGGGUCGGGGGCCCGAGGUGGAGCUGACCAGGCGCUGAGAAGAGCCUGGCCGAGUCCGGGCCAAGCACGAAGCCCUUCCCCGCCCAUCGGGCUCUGGGGUUCCCGCCUGCCGAUUUCCAGUCGUCAGGCUCACGCUUCUCGCUGGAAGCCCUGAACUCCCGGGCCCCCUGCGGGAAUGUUCAAAAAUGAGUACCAGGGAGGUGCAUUUGUUGAAAUCUUCAGUGCCCAGGGAAAAAAUCCUGGAGCAAAAUGGAAGAUCCUUGGCAGUCCAUCUGUGAUUUGGAAAGAGUUUGACAAAGAAGUUAAAAGUUUUGUGUUUGUCCUGGAAGGCAGCAGCCAAACAAACAAAAUUCAGUUACCAAAGGAGAGUAAGCAGAUCCUUGGACUGAUCCAGAGGUUUCUUGUACUUCAGAUUUACAUACCCCUGGGACAAGACUUCUCCACUGAAUUGCUAAUUACUGAUUUAGGGAACAUCAAAAGAAGAUUGUAUUUAUCAACGGUCCAUAAAGAACUGUCCUCAACCCCGCUUCAUGCAAAAAUCCCACUCUUCAUGAUCAAGCGCAAAAUUUGGUGCAAUCUAUGCAUUGACUUGGUGGCAUUUACCAGUGAAAUAUUCAAGGGAGCGGUUUUCCAGUCAUUGGAUGGAAUUAUUGUCUCAGCUAACUGUAAGCUACGGAAGAUCUUCACUUUAAAAUACAAGCCUCAAGACACUGCUGAUAAAGAUGCUGGAUAUGGUGUUCCCCUUCCAACAGAUGAACCUACAGACAUUAUUCCACGAAGCUGCCAACUAACAACAGAUGUUCCACAAGUCACACAGCUGCUAAACAUGACUAAACUCCGCCAAACUGACAUAAAAUUUGGAGAUCAUCCUCUAGGUUCAGCAGAAUCAGAUCAGUUCAUUAACAGAGGAGCAGGCAGUGUACGGAACAGUAAAAAUCAAGACGUUUGCCAUAUUGCCUUUGGAUCCAAAGUUCUUGGACCACCUCCACUCUCUGGCAGAAGAAGUAACAUGAGGAUAUCCAGUGAGACAAUAAGAUCUGUUGGGUCCAGAAAUAACAGAUCCUGCCAGCAGUCUGUGGUAGAGAAGUGUGCUAACAGUGCAGAAAUGUCAACCUUGCUGAUAUCUGAGUCUGAGGAGCAAGGAGAUAAAGAAAAUAUGCGCCAAAUAAAGCAAACUGUACCUAUUCAUGCCAAUCUACAUGCUAUGCAUCCACAUCCCCCUCAAGAACCAUCAACAGAUAAGAAUAAUAACAGGAGAAGAUUGCGGUUGAAAAGCACGAGCAGGGAAAAGACAGAGACACCCAGCGGCAGUUCUUCAGGAAAUAACAGGAAUGAAGGUAAAGCAACAACCUCCCUCACCACUGUGUCCCAACAAAGAGCAGAGACAUUGAACCCCAGCUCUCCAGCACGCCAGUCUCCUGAUCAAGCAGAUGAGUGGAUAUUUCCUGAAAAUGGUCAUCACAUUGCCCAUUUGGCGUCCAACAGACAGUCUCUACUUCUGGAUGAUAACUCCUGCCACACGUCACACUUAUGGCUAGAAGCCAGCAAGGAAGGUGAACAUGACCAACAGGCAGAGGAAACCCAGAUUGUUGCAAAGGACAUUUUCACUUUUUCAUCAAGACCACGAUCAGCACCUCAUGGAAAGACUCAGAAUGUGUCCCCAGAGGGGGGCUCAUUUAUUUUGGAUCUGAAAGAGGAUACCAGUGUGACAAGCAGUGACACCCAACUGGAGGAUGAUUUUUAUGGCGGUGACAGCAGCGAAGAGGAAUAUAACUGGAGAAACUAUCAGCCCAGCCAGAUGAGUGAAUCCGAGUUGCAAAUGCUGGCAAGCCUACGGCGGCAACAGAAUGAAGAACUGGAGGACGCUGGGGCUUCCCAUGGCCUGAGUGCAUCCCAGGUUGACAACUGUAAUGUCAGCAUAAGUAGCAGCAGUGAUGACACAACCACCUGGAACUCCUGUCUGCCACCCCCUGUCAACCAGGGUCGUCACUAUCAGAAGGAAAUGAAUCCACCUUCUCCUUCUAACCCCCGGGACUGGUUAAAUAUGUUGAGCCCACCAAUUGUUCCUCCCAGUCAACAGCCAACAGAGCAGCAUCCAGAUUCUUCUGGAAGUUUGAGUGCUCAAGGUGAAGAAGGCCUGAGUGCAGAAGAGGACGAGGAGGUGCUGACUCUGCUGUAUGACCCAUGUCUGAACUGUUACUUUGAUCCUCAGACUGGGAAAUACUACGAAUUGGUGUAACCCCUCCUUCCAAGGCAAAGAAUGGCCACCCCCAUGCAGAGCAGGAUAGGACCUCUGACUCUCUUAAGUUGGCAUCACAGUGUGUGUGUUGGGCAGGCCCCAUGGAAUCAAAAGUAACU